This is a messenger RNA of Postia placenta MAD-698-R-SB12, 4539 nucleotides long. RefSeq lists its product as hypothetical. The record is from RefSeq and is a predicted model, not a curated record. The transcript has 8 exons. Gene Ontology annotation, cellular component: TRAMP complex; nucleolus. Lineage: Eukaryota; Fungi; Basidiomycota; Agaricomycetes; Polyporales; Adustoporiaceae. Gene Ontology annotation, biological process: RNA 3'-end processing. The coding region runs from base 1 to 4539 and encodes 1512 amino acids. Gene Ontology annotation, molecular function: mRNA binding; poly(A) RNA polymerase activity.
AUGCCUAGCUCUCUAAAGCCACCAUCUAGCAGGAAUACUCCAGAAUCGCAGACUCCGGCAACCCCGAGCGAGAAUCGUCGCGCACGUCGGCGCCGUGAGAAGGAACGACGAGACGCCGAGGCAGGACCGUCAAAUUCGAACACGAAAGAGGAGGUGGAAACGUCUGUGGAUCGGAAGACUGACGCGGAAAGCUAUAGCAGCGAGAAGCAGAAGAAUCUGUUUCAGGAGACAGACUUCAUUCCCUUCACCUUUUCUGACGACGACGAGCCCAAGGAGCCCAAGACCCCGGUGAGGGAAUGGGAUAAGGGCAAGGGCAGGGCUUACGAGCGCGACUCCAGCGCGCGAAAGCGGAAAGUGGAGGAAUACGACCCGAACGACGGGUAUGCAAACAAGCAGCAGCGUAUCGCAGCAGCGUCGCGCAAAGCGCCAUGGGUUGCGAAUGUGGAUUGGGACAGUUGCACGAACGUCGCCGAGAUGCUCCAUCGCGAUGUGGAAGCGUUCGUGAAGUACAUCUCGCCGACACCAGAGGAGGACGAAGUGCGCUCGUUGGUCGUCACGCUGAUUUCGCGAGCCGUCACGCGAGCGUUUCCGGACGCCCAAGUACUGCCUUUUGGAAGCUACGAAACCAAGCUAUACCUUCCAAUAGGCAACAAGGAGUCAGUAUUGCACGCCCUUGCCAAUACCGUGAAACGUGCUGGGAUCACAGACAGAGUCAAGAUUAUCGCGAAAGCGAAGGUGCCCAUCGUGAAGUUCGUUACCACGCAUGGCCACUUCUCAGUCGAUAUUAGCGUGAACCAGGGGAAUGGUGUCACAGCGGGAAAGAUGAUCAAACAUUACCUCGCAGAGUUGCCGGCGUUGCGCAGCCUCAUCCUAGUCAUCAAGUCGUUCUUGAGCCAGCGAAGUAUGAACGAGGUCUAUACCGGCGGCUUGGGAAGCUACAGCAUCGUUUGCCUAGCGAUCAGUUUUCUACAGAUGCAUCCCAAGAUCCGGAGAGGGGAAAUCGAUCCAUCCAGGAACCUCGGUGUCCUGGUUAUGGAGUUCUUCGAGCUGUAUGGAUGCUACUUCAACUAUCAUGAAGUCGGAAUUUCGUUACUCGAUGGAGGCACCUAUUUCAACAAGGCAGAACGAGGAUGGCUAGACUAUGGACAACCCAAGCUGCUUUCAAUAGAAGACCCUGGAGACCCAACGAACGACAUUUCACGCGGAUCAUACGGGAUCGUGAAGGUCCGCACAACCCUGGCCGGUGCGCAUGGGAUCAUGACUGCGGCAGCCUACAUGCAGGCCGGUAUCAUGAGCUCAAAGCGGAAUGGCCGUCAUACCCGCCUACGUGAUAACUAUGAUUUUGAAGAGAUGAGCAUCCUCGCGAGCGUUAUGGGUGUCACUCAAGAGACCAUAAAUCAUCGACGGUUAGUCCAAGAAGUAUACGACCGCAGGAUUUUACACCGCAUGGUCGGCGUGACACCGCAAGCCCGUUCUAGCGCACCUGCUGGACCCAAAGCCAUGAACGGUAAGACACGGGCGUCACGAGACGAUAAGAUGAAGAAAGUGUGGGAGGAGGCCGAUGUCGAUUUACAAGGCUCUGAUGACGAUGGAGUGAAAGAAGCAGGCGUGGACGAGGAAGAGAGCCGAUACCAAAUCGACGACCGUCGACAGUCGUCGAAGAAGCGCCAGAAACGCGAGCGGCCGAAAGACGUACCACUGGUGUUCACAAGUGACGAUGAAGAUGGCGAAGACGUGAACGAGGACGAGGGGUACGACGAAUCUCACGAGUACUCACACUACGAUGUGCUGGACGGCGCGGGUGGUUCAGCUGCGGACACGAGAUAUGGAGUGGCAGAGGGCACGAAGAGGAAGCGGGAUUUCUGGCUCUCAAAGGGCUUCACUGCAAAACCUAUUCGAGUAAGCGGGCCGGUCGCUGGUCGCCCGCGGUUCCCGUCCUCUUCACUCUCGUUCAUUUCUAAUCAGCGCAAUGCAGGCUCAAGCAACCUCGAGCACAACAAACAGUCUGCGACCGUGAACACACAACGCACCACAGGCAGCCUCCGAGACAAGAUCGCCUCCUUCGAGAAGCAGGGUGCUGUGCCGGUACCGCGAGGGAGCUUUGGCCUCGGUGCGCCUCCGGUAGAUGAUGGCUCGUCACGACGUCGAGGAGAAUUGAUGGGAAAUCGCGUCCCGGGACUCUCGAGGCCCAUGGCCCCCGUCCCGGGGCACCCGUCCAGAGCUGUUAGUCCAGAAAUCGCAGGCGGGAGGCGCUCUGUCUCUGCUUCAGGUCCCCAAACAUUAUCUCCUCAAUUCCGCCCUCUGUCGCCCACGUUCACCGAGGACGACGACACGUUCCUGCACGACGUUGCCCCGCUGGGCGCUGAUAAUGGGUCGACUUUACCCAGGCAUCCUUCCACGUCUCUCAACGCUCAUGCGACGCGACGCAGUGUGUCUGACGUGCUUCCACAAACCGGCGGCACCCACUUAUUUGCCGAGGCAUUGCCCGAAAGUGAUGAAGGAUCUGACACCCUCGCGCCCGCGAUCGUUGUAUCCAACCGGUCAGAAUCUGUCAAUCUGGGUGAUGCAACGCCGUCUGUUGCGGCUGAUGCCUCGUUUGGUGUUAGUGUCACUGUCGACGACACGCCUACCGAGGUGAUAGGGGAACAACUGGCUAUAAGCCCAGUCGUGGUCAAUCCAGAUGGGGAUGAACUACUGCAACUGCAGACCGCUCCGAAGGAUGUCCGAAGUGCAUCAGUACCGCCAGUUGAGCUGGAACAGACUUCGGAAGAUGGUAAUCAGGCUCGACUACCGUCAACUCCCAGCACAGAGACGAUCUCAGUCGUGUUCAAAAAGGACACAUCCGUUCAAAGCGAAGUAUCUGUUGGCCCAUCGUUACCUUUACACGACAGCGAAGACGACGGAGGCGAUGCCAGCUUGGAAGGCGACAUGGUCUCCAUGACAGACCGCACCUCAGCGACCUCAAGCAAGGUGUCUACCCCCAGCGAUAUUGCUGUCUUCCCGAGCAUCGAGCCAGCCAAGCGCUUCUCCGCAAUGAUCGCAGAAGGCGACGAAGUGGCAGACCAGUCACUGGCCUUAGACACCAGCGAGGCCAUUAUCGUUACCGAGCCCGCGCGUAUCGUGUCGCCCAUCGUCACCCGUGCUAAGCUUAUCCCCGUACCGCAGGGGCUCUCGCCGGUCUCCUCACCGUCGAACUCUGUGCCCGCUGCCAGACCAGUUGGCCCGAUUCAGCCGUCUCCAGCUCAGUACGUCGAGCCGUCAUUGACACCAAAGACCACCACCGGCUCCUUCCGCGCCGUCGUUCACCGCAAGGCUGCGGGAGGUUCCUCCGGUGAGCCUCAUUAUCAUUCGACGGGCCCGAUCACGCGCCCUCCGCCGCUCAAACUGUCGGUUGCAGAACCACCGCAAUCUCCGGGGUUCAGUGACCUCGCGGAUUUGCUAGCAGACGCGGCUCGCUUGGAGCAACAGCUCUCGGGCAUUGGCUCUCCUCGAAAGGCACUUGAAGUGAACGUCGUUGAGGCUCCAUCGACUCCUGAGCGCAAGCCUUCCCCCGAGCCUGAGUCUGAGCCUGAACCUGAGCCCAAGACCCCACAAAGGAGACCGCUCAGUAUUCGGCUGUCCUCGCCCGAGCCUAUCCAGCAGGUACUAGAGACCGCUGAAGACAGCUCUAGCUCUCAGUACAACUCGCCACAGGAGUUCCCUUCUACCCCCGAGCUCCAAAUUCCUGAGCCAGUGACCCCGCCCGCUCAAGAUCGACGUAGAAGCCGUAUCGUCUCCGAUACCCCUCCACCUGUCCCCCCAAAGAGCCCCAGGCCUCGCUACUUCUCGACUUUACUCUCACGCAAGCCGAGCGCGGCAAACGGCAUGCUCUCGAUGCCCGGUGCGUAUCCGCGCAACAGCGUGUGUUCGGAGAUGUCGGAAGAGUCCGUAUUCGUCGCGACGCCGCCGUCGCCACGCUUCGAGUCCGUCGGCUCGGACACCAGUUCCGUGCGCAGCUCCAGCAAGUCGUGGAAGAUGCCCAAGAAGGGGCUCUCGCGCGCGACGUCCUUCGCGGACCGGCUGUGGCACAAGAAGGGCAACCGCAACACUGUCAUCAUUGCCUCUCCUGGUAAGCAGCAUCUGAACGUCGGCCGGCCCUCGCAGGAGGAGGCGCUGAAUCCUGCGUAUCUAGAAGACGACAACCACCUGUCCCCCGGCACCGUGCCUCGCCACGCGCCUCCCCAGCCCCCGGCCGUCCCCAAGCUUGAUUUAUCACCUAUGCCUCGUCCACAGGGUCCCUCCGCGGGCGCAGAUCGCCCUACCUCGUGGGUGUCGAUCUCGAGUACAGGCUCCGGCGGGCUCGACAGCGCGCUGUUCGAUGCGUUUCCGUCCGUGCCCAGCGACGUACCAGCAUUUGCUGCGCAUACGCAGUACUCGGAUCAUCCGUCCUCUUUGUCUCCAGCAGGGUAUUCAGGCCCCUCCGCCCCGGCUGCUAACAGUAGAUGGUCGAGCCCGCCUGCGCAGUCCAGCCACCAGAAAGGGCAUUCUUCGUUCCUAUGA